AUGGACAGCAAUGCUUUAGAGGUUGUUGAGCGACUUGGAAGUGAUGAAGAUGCAGUACGCAAGAUGGCUGUCUUCAAGCUCCAGAGCAGUAUCGGAGAUCCUUCCUUCGCAGAUAUUUUCAUUGCCGAAGGUGGUCUGAGCAAAUUACGAUAUCUGACCCUCCAUGCAACUGGAAACACACUGGCAUACAGUUUGGCGAGCUUUGCAAGGCUGCUAGAAGUCGAUAAAGGUUGGGAGUCUGUUGACCAGGAACUGCUGGAAAGAAUUGUCGAGCUUGUUGUAACACAACCUUUAGUCAACAUUUUACGCGGCGCAAUGUCUAUAUUGGUGUCUGUCGUAUCGCAUCCUUCUAUAGGAGGUUGUCUCUCCCAGGAUGAGGCCUCUGGGUUUCGUGCCUUGAAGCCCGCAAUCACAAUCUAUCCCCAGUUCCUGGAGAUGCUGGUGAACAGACUUUCCUCUGCAGACCAUGCACUCUGCGCAAAUGCUCUUCAGCUUAUCAAUUCCCUUAUGCGUGAUUCUAUUACAAAUGACUCUGAGCUUGAGUGGCCCAAAUUUAUACAGAAACUUCAGGAUCUUGGGGUGAUUCGAGCAGUUUACGCCCUGAUGCAAGGGACGGCAUUGCAAGACCACGCGCAUCCUUUGAUAGAGUUUCAAUCACUCACAAAGGUCUUGCUCAGGAGAUGGCGAGAUAUUCCCCUCGAUCCAGAGAAGCCCGAACACAGACGAGCUCUGAAGGGACUACAUCUUGCUGGAGGACAGGACAAAUCUGGCUAUGAAAACGUUGAAUCCGGCAAUGCAAUGGCACGCCCAAAAAAACAAACCCCAGAAAAGUGGAGACGACUUGGAUUUGAGACAGAAAGUCCACUGGCACAGUUUGAAGAGACUGGCUUUCUAGGAAUGAUGGACCUUGCAGACUAUGUGAGGAACCACAGAGAAGAAUUUCAAAGACUACUGUUAGAGCAAUCAGCAAAACCGACUGAAAAACGUUGUCCGAUAGCCCGUGCUUCCUUGGAGGUAACCUCGAUUCUUUACGAGCAUUUUGAAAUCGAUAAAUCAGAUAUCGAAGAUUCAAAAAACGAUUUGGUCCUAGACUCCCGCUCUAAUCUCGACAAGCUGUUUAAACCCUUACUUCUGCACUGGACUCGGUUGCAUGUGGCGGCACUCCAUGCCUUUGUUCGAUUAUGGAAGGUCACCGGUGCAGAUGUUCUUGAUUUCGAAAAGAUCGCUGAGCUUGUUCGCAUUCUUGUCGAAUCGAUUGUUGGCGGGGCACCCCGAACGAAGGAUGUGCAAGAUGUGGAAGAAGAAAUAGUGAAUUUCGAUUAUCACCGGCUUCGAGAACUCCAAAUGGAUCUUCUAGAGUUCACAUAUGAAGAUGCCUGGAGGCAGCACCUUCGCCAGGUUCGCGACGAACUCCAACACGAAGCUCUCCAGUUUAUCAAGGAACAAAGGAUCCGCUGCCUACUGGAAGGUUGUUGGUUUCCGAUUGUGACUAAUGAAUCAGGCGUUGUUGCCGCUGGGAAUAUACCUCACCGAUAUGUACAGUUGUCGCAUAAUCGCAGAUUUCUCCAUUACGGAGAUUUCGAGUCAGUGAUAAAUAGCAAAGUGGACCUCGAUGCUCUUCCAGGAAAAGUUGACCUAUCUACUGUUACGUCCGUGGUUUCCAACAUAACUACAUCAGCCGACACUUCGUCCUCUUCAACCAUGAAGAUUGUCCCCCACCCUGUAUCCUCUACCACAAUCACCAUUUAUGGGUAUAUCGAAACCCCCUCAAUGACAAAUGGCGCAUCAAAGGGACAUGGCCACGCUCGUUCCAUCAGCAAGCCGACUGGGAACGAGGGUAUCUUGUUGACACUCAGUCCUCAAUUAUCGACCACCGCAUCGGAAUGGUUAGACGGCUUACUUAUGCUUCUCAAUCAGCAAUCAAUUACAGCAGAGUCUAGCAAACUGGUUGAUCUGGUAAGCGAUUACGGGCUCAAAAUUCGUCUUCUGAACGUUCGCUUUGAGGAUGUGGCGUUUGCUGGAGAAAUUCCAAUUGUUCCCUCCCGCGAUGGACUUGAUGAUGAUUAUUUUUAUGAUGUUUUUGGCGGUGCUUGA
Molecule: messenger RNA, 2094 nt
Organism: Aspergillus clavatus NRRL 1
Lineage: Eukaryota; Fungi; Ascomycota; Eurotiomycetes; Eurotiales; Aspergillaceae
Product: ELMO/CED-12 family protein
Exons: 3
Coding region: 1-2094 (697 amino acids)
Biological process (GO): actin filament organization; cell motility
Cellular component (GO): plasma membrane
Source: RefSeq, a predicted model, not a curated record